AUGAUUGUGCAGAUGGAUAAAAUGUCUGCUCCUCCUUCUCGGGAUCGUGCUCAACGCCUGUAUGAGAAGAACGUUGAGUUAGAGAACAAACGAAGGAAGUCAGCUCAGGCACGGGUUCCAUCUGAUCCCAAUGCCUGGCAACAGUUGCGUGAGAACUAUGAAGCUAUAAUUCUUGAGGAUCAUGGUUUUUCUGAGCAGCACAACAUAGAAUAUACGUUGUGGCAAUUGCACUAUAGGCGUAUUGAGGAACUGAGAGCUCACUAUACUGCUGCCCUUAAUUCUGCUGGCUCAAACUCAUCUCAGGUUCCUGUCCGUCCUGAUCGUGUCUCAAAGAUACGGUUACAGUUUAAAACAUUUCUUUCCGAGGCAACUGGGUUUUAUCAUGAUCUGAUUUUGAAAAUCAGAGCCAAGUAUGGGCUUCCCCUGGGUUUCUUCUCAGAUGGCGCGGAUGACAGAGUUGCUAUGGAGAAAGAUGAGAAGAAAUCUGCUGAUAUCAAGAAAGGAUUGAUUUCCUGCCACCGGUGUUUGAUAUACCUUGGUGAUCUUGCAAGGUACAAAGGACUAUAUGGAGAUGGUGACUCUAAAAUACGCGAGUAUGCUGCAGCUUCAAGUUACUACUUGCAGGCUGCAUCUCUUUUGCCAUCAAGUGGCAAUCCGCAUCACCAGCUUGCUAUUUUGGCUUCAUAUUCCGGUGAUGAGUUGGGGGCAGUGUACCGUUACUUUAGGAGCCUGGCAGUCGACAAUCCUUUUAUGACAGCACGAGAUAAUCUGAUUGUUGCUUUUGAGAAGAACCGUCAGAGUUGCUCUCAGUUGGUUGGUGAGGUCAAAGGUUCUGUAGUUAAGGAGUCACCAGUUCGAGGAAGGGGAAGAGGAAAGGGGGAACCAAAAGGUGGAUCUAAAAUUCCAAGUGUUGAAGCUGAUGGCUCCAAGGAGAAGUCAACUGAUGUUAAUGAGAUUCGUAAAUCAUUUUGCAUUCGAUUUGUACGUCUGAAUGGCAUUCUUUUCACCCGCACGAGCCUGGAGACAUUUGCGGAACUUCUCGCAUCAGUCAGCAGCACUUUCCUUGAGCUUCUAUCCUCUGGUCCUGAAGAGAAGUCAAAUUUUGGCGCAGAUGCUGUUGAGAAUGGACUUUUUAUUGUUCGUUUAGUCUCCAUCCUUGUAUUUACGGUUCAUAAUGUGAAGAAAGAGGCUGAAGGUCAGAGUUAUGCAGAGAUUGUGCAGCGUGCUGUUCUUCUUCAAAAUGCAUUUACUGCAGCUUUCGAGUUAAUGGGACAUGUAUUGGAGAGGUGCGAGCAGCUUAAUGAUCCUUCGUCAAGUUACUUGUUACCUGGAAUUCUGGUAUUUGUGGAGUGGUUGGCCUGUUGCUCCGAUAUUGCUGGAAGUGGUGAUGCGGAUGAGAAAAUGGUUGCUGUAAGGUCAAACUUUUGGAGGUGCUGUAUUGCCUUCAUGAAUAAGAUCUUGUCGUUUCUGCCAAUAUCCUUUGAUGAUAAUGAAGAUGAUACAUGCUUCAAUAACAUGAGCCGGUAUGAAGAAGGGGAAACUGGGAACAGGCUUGCUUUAUGGGAAGACUUAGAGUUGAGAGGGUUUUUGCCACUUGUCCCUGCUCAGUCCAUUUUGGACUUCUCAAGGAAAUACCCAUUCACAGCUGAUGGUUCUAAGGAAAGGAUGGCUCGUAUUAAGAGGGUUCUUGCUGCAGGGAAGGCAUUAGCAAACGUUGUGAAGGUCGAUCAGAAACCAGUCUCCUUUGAUUAUAAGGUGAAAAAAUUCGUUAUAGGUGCCGUGCCUCAUGUUUCUGGUGAUGAUGUAUUCAACUCUGAUUCUGGACUUUCAAAAGCAAGUAAAUUGAUGCAAGAAUAUACUCCUGAGGAAGCUAUCAGUUUUGGGGCCUUGAAUACAAACCCCCAGCGAUGUGUUGAAGGAGAAGAGGAUGACGAAGUAAUUGUUUUCAAGCCCUUGGUGAGUGAAAAGCAAAAUGAUGAUUUACAUCCAAAGCUUGCUCCUUAUGAGAGCUCAAGACCUAUUAGAAACCUUUCGGCUGCUGAUCUACAAUUCGUUGGUGGCUCUGUCUCUGCUGCCGUUGAUAAUCAGCUCCUUCCUGCUGCUUUCAACGGACAUCCUCAAAUAUCAACAUCUGCUGGUAUGGUUGGAACUCAGCACCCAUCAGCAAUCCAGCCGCCUACUACUUCAAAGUGGCUGAUGGAGGAAGCUGCACUGCUCGCUAAUAACCUGAAAAGUGUCAGGUUCAUGGAGAAUGGGCACACAACUGGCUAUGAGAUGCAGAAAGAUUUUGGUUUAGCCCAUUUGCCUGUGUCUGCUUCAGUUAUAAUGCAACCACCACCCGUGAAUUUUGGUACUACUGGCAUGAUAUCGAACCAAAUGAAAGUUCCAGAUGCAAGCUUUCCUUCCAAGGUUGGUACUAUUUCUUCUUCUGGAAUGUACCCUGAAAGUGAUGUACAGGCAUCAAGUGCCAUGCCGGCUGGUUUUAGGAGGAGCCCUGUAAGCCGGCCUGUUAGGCGUCUUGGCCCUCCACCUGGUUUUACUUCUGCUCCAUCGAAGCAGGUGAUAGAUUCUUUUUCUGGUUCAGAUUUACCUACUGAGAAUCCUCUAGCAGAUGACUAUAGCUGGUUGGAUGGCUAUCAGUUGCCAUCUUCAACCAAAACCUCAGGGUUUAGUGGUUCGUCCAGCCUCUCCUCUUAUCCCACUCCUCAAUAUGCCAGCAACAAUAAUGGAUUAAUGGGGGCAGUCAACUUUCCAUUCCCUGGAAAGCCGCUGCAAGGAUCUCAGGUGAAGUUAGAGAAUGAAAGAGGUUGGGAAAAUUUUCAGGCUUUUGAGAAUCUAAGAGCACAGCAAGAGCAGUACCUGCAGCAACAACAGCAACAGCAACAGCAACUCCUUAAUGGAAAUCAGCAAUUUGCGACAAUGCCUGAGCAGUUUCAUGGACACUCCAUGUGGAACGGGCGUAAUAUCGUGUGA
Linum trigynum is the source of this 2973-nucleotide messenger RNA. The record is from the annotation of a GenBank genome assembly. Lineage: Eukaryota; Viridiplantae; Streptophyta; Magnoliopsida; Malpighiales; Linaceae.